Paramisgurnus dabryanus is the source of this 1738-nucleotide messenger RNA. It is a transcript of the gene tdo2a, whose product is annotated as tryptophan 2,3-dioxygenase a. Gene Ontology annotation, molecular function: L-tryptophan 2,3-dioxygenase activity; heme binding; metal ion binding. The record is from RefSeq and is a predicted model, not a curated record. NCBI's taxonomy places the organism in Eukaryota, Metazoa, Chordata, Actinopteri, Cypriniformes, Cobitidae.
AUGGAUCUGUAGAGGUGAUUGGACAGUCAUCAUGUGAGAAAAUAUUAUAAAAUGUGCAGAAAUCCUUGAAAUCUGUUUGAAGUGCGGUAAACCGUUCAGCUUGUAACAUAUUAACAUUUGAGCCAUGAGUGGAUGUCCGUAUUUUCAACAGAAAUUCUUUUCAACAAGUAAACAGCAAACAGAAGAUGAGAAUAAUGAUUCUCAGAUUGGAGUUAACAAAGCCAGCAAAGGAGGUAUUAUCUAUGGUGACUAUCUGAAGCUGGAUAAAAUCCUGACAUCUCAGGUGCUUCAAAGUGAGCUGAAGGGAAACAAGAUCCACGAUGAACAUCUGUUUAUUGUCACACAUCAAGCCUAUGAACUGUGGUUCAAACAGGUGCUUUGGGAGCUGGACUCAGUAAGAGAAAUCUUCAUAAGUGGACAUGUUCGUGAUGAGAGGAACAUGCUGAAAGUUAACACCCGCGUUCACAGGAUAGUGAUGAUAUUCAGACUAUUGCUUGAUCAGUUUGCUGUUUUGGAAACCAUGACCGCCUUAGACUUUUUUGACUUUAGGGAAUAUCUCUCGCCAGCUUCAGGUUUCCAAAGUCUACAAUUUCGACUGCUGGAAAACAAAAUUGGGGUCCCACACAACCAGAGGGUUCCCUAUGACAGAAGGCAUUACAGGGAUAAUUUCCGUGACCAGGAAAGCGAACAGCUCCUCCGCUCAGAGCAGGAAUCCACUCUGCUUCAGUUAGUUGAGCAAUGGAUGGAGAGAACCCCUGGCUUAGAGGAGGAUGGUUUUAAUUUUUGGGGGAAAUUGCAAACCAAUAUCUUCAAGGGGCUCGAAGCCGAGAAAGAGAAAAUCGAGCAAAAACCAGACCCCGAGAUGAAAGAAGAACUGAUGGCAGAGUUCAUUAAGCAUAAAGACACUUUCUUAUCUCUCUUCGAUGAGAAGAGACAUGAACAUUUACUAAGCACAGGUCAGAGGAGGCUGUCCUAUAAGGCAUUACAGGGAGCCUUGAUGAUCUAUUUCUACAGGGAGGAGCCUCGAUUUCAGGUGCCUUUCCAGCUCCUGACGUCUCUGAUGGACAUUGACACCCUCAUGACAAAAUGGAGAUACAACCACGUGUGUAUGGUGCACAGAAUGAUUGGCAGUAAAGCUGGAACAGGCGGCUCAUCCGGAUACCAAUACCUGCGUUCCACGGUCAGUGAUCGCUACAAGGUAUUUGUGGAUCUGUUUAACCUGGCCACCUUCCUGGUUCCAAGAGACUGGAUACCCAAGCUGAACCCGAAUGAGCACAGCUUCCUGUACACUGCUGAAUGCUGUGACAGCUCCUACUGCAGCAGCGAUGACUCAGAUUAAAGCUAUGGCAUAGUGGGCAGUGUGUUACCAGUUGGGUUCACACAGGUUUAAGUCUGGUUUGUGUCAUAUCCAAGGUGAAGAAAAUUGUUAUCUAAUUCUUACCAAGGAUAAUAUUUCUGUCGUCGUUUUGUGUUUUGAAGAAUAUAUGAAGAGUUUCGUUCGAAACGAGAUAACUCAGUUUUUAACAUUUUUGUCAAAACAUGUUUAUUAUUAUGUUAUCAUGUUAUUAUUUUGUUUUAUGGUGCUACUUAGAUGUAUUUUUUAAGUUAUGAAGGUUUAAAUCAAACAAACCAACUGCAGUUGAAUUUAUAUUAAUAGGCUUUAUGCCCAGCUGCACUACUUCCUGAACUUCAGCCAGCUCCUUGUCUCCUGUCUGCCAUUAUUGGACAAACUGAUUAA